Vicia villosa (hairy vetch) is the source of this 715-nucleotide messenger RNA. Its product is annotated as large ribosomal subunit protein bL28c-like. Gene Ontology annotation, biological process: translation. The coding region runs from base 81 to 521 and encodes 146 amino acids. The record is from RefSeq and is a predicted model, not a curated record. Gene Ontology annotation, molecular function: structural constituent of ribosome. The transcript is spliced from 3 exons. Gene Ontology annotation, cellular component: ribosome. Lineage: Eukaryota; Viridiplantae; Streptophyta; Magnoliopsida; Fabales; Fabaceae.
AAAAGCAUACUACUAGUAUUCGUUUUAUCGGAUUGGGUUGGAUAAGAAGAAUCUCAGAGUGAAAACGAAAAACAAGAACAAUGGCGGGUUCUGCAAUUUCGCUCGGAAACACUUUCGUCUUGGCUUCUAUGCGCACAGUUUCACCAACCAACUCUCACAAACCUUCAUCCAUCUCACCCCAAUUAGGGUUCCUGAAUUCUCAAUUAGCUGGUCUAAGAAUCUCCUCUCAGACUUCACUGAAAACGCCUGCACCUAUCGUUGCUUCCCCUUUUCGACCCAUUGUUGCUAAGAGAGUGUGUCCUUUCACCGGAAAAAAAGCAAACAAGGCCAACAAAGUAUCUUUCUCCAACCAUAAGACAAUAAAAUUGCAACAUGUAAAUCUCCAGUACAAGAGAGUUUGGUGGGAAGCUGGAAAGCGCUUUGUAAAGCUGCGUUUAUCGACUAAGGCAUUGAAGACCAUAGAUAAGAAUGGACUUGAAGCAGUUGCGAAAAAGGCUGGAAUUGAUCUCAGGAAGAAAUAAGAGCCUAAUUCGCCUUGUAAUUGAGUGAAAUGAUUAAUCCAUGUUGAUGAACUUUUCUGGUAGAAUUUGUUUAUUUAUGUAUUAUUUUUAGGGACUACGGUUGACUUUCUAUAUGGUAAAAAAGAUUAUGAGUUAUAUAUGAUGAGUUGAUAAAAUUACUUGCCAUACAUCUUGAAUGGAAAUGUCUUUGAUAA